ACUGUGUUGAGCGUCUGAAGCCGUUGGCUUCGAACCGCCUGGCUCUGUAUCUUAUCUAUUAGCGUUAACAUGUUAAUUAAUUUCCUUGAUAUAUCAAUUUAGCAAUCUUUGGAAAGAGAUACCAUAGUUUAGCUUUAACACGUGGAUUACAGCGGAAACCAUCUAUCAAAACAUUUCAGACAAAAUUGCUGAGUUCCUCCUCUGGACGGUGGAGCAAUGAGCUUCUGAAAGACACUUGAUCACAUGGCUCCCAUUCCCUUCGCUGACCCCAUGGUUUGACCACCAGGAUUAAAAAUGAGCAUUAGCAGUGAUGAGGUCAACUUCCUGGUGUACAGAUACCUGCAAGAGUCAGGCUUCUCCCACUCGGCGUUCACCUUUGGCAUAGAAAGCCACAUCAGCCAGUCCAACAUCAACGGAGCCCUGGUUCCCCCUGCUGCCCUGAUCUCCAUCAUCCAGAAGGGCCUGCAGUACGUGGAGGCAGAGGUCAGCAUCAAUGAGGAUGGCACUCUGUUUGACGGGCGGCCCAUUGAGUCGCUGUCUCUGAUCGACGCUGUGAUGCCUGAUGUGGUGCAGACACGGCAGCAGGCCUACCGGGAAAAGCUGGCCCAUCAGCAGCAGGCAGCCGGGGCUGGCAGCGCCAGUGGCACCCAGGGCCCCCAGCCUGGCGGCGCUAAGAACGGAGAGGGGGGAACCGCUGCCAACGGCGAGGAGAAUGGCGCCCACGCCUUAGCCAACCACCAUGCAGACAUGAUGGAUGUGGACGGGGACGUGGAGAUCCCCCAGAACAAGGCCAUGGUGCUGCGAGGCCACGAGUCCGAGGUGUUCAUCUGUGCCUGGAACCCCGUCAAUGACCUGCUCGCCUCCGGGUCUGGGGAUUCAACGGCGCGGAUCUGGAACCUGAGUGAGAACAGCACAGGCAGCUCCACCCAGCUGGUGCUGAGACACUGCAUACGGGAGGGGGGCCAGGACGUACCCAGCAACAAAGACGUCACCUCACUGGACUGGAAUAGUGAGGGUACGCUGUUAGCCACAGGCUCGUACGAUGGCUUUGCCAGAAUAUGGACUAAAGACGGGGACCCCUUUGUGUGGCUCAAGAGCAACCUCGAAGGCAAAAGUAACCUCGCCAGUACCUUAGGCCAGCACAAGGGUCCUAUAUUUGCCCUCAAAUGGAAUAAGAAAGGCAACUUUAUCCUCAGUGCAGGAGUAGAUAAGACCACCAUCAUUUGGGACGCUCACACAGGGGAGGCCAAGCAGCAAUUUCCCUUUCACUCAGCGCCGGCCCUGGACGUUGACUGGCAGAACAACAACACGUUUGCCUCCUGCAGCACGGACAUGUGCAUCCAUGUGUGUAAGCUGGGCCAGGACCGGCCUGUCAAGACCUUCCAGGGACACACGAAUGAGGUGAACGCUAUCAAGUGGGAUCCUACGGGGAGUCUGCUGGCCUCCUGCUCCGACGACAUGACACUCAAGAUCUGGAGUAUGAAGCAGGACUUGUGUGUCCAUGACCUGCAGGCUCACAGUAAGGAGAUCUACACCAUCAAGUGGAGCCCCACGGGGCCUGGGACCAACAACCCCAAUGCCAAUCUGAUGCUGGCCAGUGCGUCGUUUGACUCGACUGUGCGCCUGUGGGACGUGGAGCGCGGCGUGUGCAUCCACACGCUCACCCGCCACCAGGAGCCCGUCUACAGUGUGGCCUUCAGCCCCGACGGGCGCCACCUGGCCAGCGGCUCCUUCGACAAGUGUGUCCACAUCUGGAACACACAGACGGGUGCUUUAGUUCACAGCUACAGGGGAACGGGGGGCAUCUUCGAGGUGUGCUGGAACGCCACGGGAGACAAAGUUGGAGCCAGCGCGUCGGACGGAUCGGUUUGUGUAUUAGACCUGAGGAAAUGACGCUCGUUUGGGGAGCCAUGGACCGACUACGAAUGUGUACAUAGCCAAAAUGACUGUCCCGGUCUGUCGUCUACACUGCUGUAGUCCCAUCAGAAGCCAUGGCCCGCCAUCACAACCACCACCACCAUUACCAUCACAGCCAAACAGAGCGCCCCAACACCCCCAUAAACACACAGACUACCCCUCCAGAAAAGAGGUCAAACUAACCCCCAGCAAAGGGGAUCUGGACUUCCCUCAAGUCAGACUCAGACCCACAGGAGAGAAAAAUGACUAUUACGGUCACCGAGACAAAAAUCACCUGAAGAGAAGAGGACCCAUUGCAUACAUACCAAAAUAUCUGAAAUGUUUUGUUUUCUUUAUUUCUUUUUAUCCUUUAUACCAGAAAUGAGAAAUGUAAAGCUUUUUUUCCCAUGUCGUUGGUGUGUGCAUAUUGUACAUGUCCACAUUUUUUGUCGUCCUGUAUCCACUUUGUUUUGCUUUUGGGGUUUACUUAUUUUGCCGUAGGUUUGUGUUACAUGUUGAGAGAGGUAAGGUCAGUAGGAUUUUUGUUUUCUUUUAUAAUUUGGAUUUCAAACUGUUAUUGGGAGAACUCCAUUCAUUUUGGCACUGUACAUACAUGUUUUUGUGGUUCAAGAAUACAUUGAACAACAAAAAAUAUAUAUUUCUAAAGUUGAAAUGGGUUAAUUUGUUUUCAAUUCUGUUGGUCGUUCUGCUUUUUUUCAGUUGACCUAAAUCCUUUUAUUUACAUUUUUUGGGGGAGAGCAGUUAGUGGGGAGGAAAGGUGCCAUACGCAUACUUGUUCUUCUUAUUACCUUUAGAAAUGGUUUCAGAUGUGCAAAACUGUUAGCUUAAUAGAUCUCUGAGAAUUCGAAUAACCUCUUGGACUUAAAGAUCAUCACUGCAGCUACUAGAAAGCCCUGUCCUCUUACAUUCUAACUACAUGUGAUGUUAGAUUUUGAGUGCUAUUCACAAUAUGUUGUUCCUCCUCAGUCCAUCGCGUGCUAAGCUAACCAAUGCUAAAUGAUAAUCAGACUAAGCCAUCACUAAGUUCUUGCUUUGUUUUGUUGCCCGGUCUUGCUUGGUAAUUAAUCUGGACAUACUGUAUCUGUCUUGAUUUCAGCAGUAACACUUGCGUAGAGAGUUGUGUACUGUACAUAGGACCUUCGUAGCACC
This is a messenger RNA of Coregonus clupeaformis (lake whitefish), 3066 nucleotides long. Its product is annotated as F-box-like/WD repeat-containing protein TBL1XR1. Lineage: Eukaryota; Metazoa; Chordata; Actinopteri; Salmoniformes; Salmonidae. Gene Ontology annotation, molecular function: protein binding; transcription corepressor activity. The record is from RefSeq and is a predicted model, not a curated record. Gene Ontology annotation, biological process: regulation of transcription by RNA polymerase II. Gene Ontology annotation, cellular component: histone deacetylase complex. The transcript has 16 exons. The coding region runs from base 295 to 1893 and encodes 532 amino acids.